UCAAACACCAUGGUGAAAGCCGGGGAUAAGAGCGGCGGGGGGAAGAAAGGCCUGAAACGAAAAACUGCUUCCGAAGAACUGCAAGAGACAGUCUCUGGUGAUGGAACGGCGGAAGGUGGGGUCCAACCCCCGAAAUCGGCUGCCUUUCCCCCGGGCUUCAGUAUUUCGGAGAUUAAGAACAAGCAGCGACGACAUUUAAUGUUCACGCGGUGGAAGCAGCAGCAGCGGAAGGAAAAAUUGGCAGCUAAGAAAAAACUUAAGAAAGAAAGAGAGGCUCUUGGUGAUAAGGCACCACCAAAACCUGUACCCAAGACCAUAGACAACCAGAGAGUAUAUGAUGAAACCACAGUAGACCCUAAUGAUGAAGAGGUUGCUUAUGAUGAAGCAACAGAUGAAUUUGCUUCUUACUUCAAUAGACAAACUUCCCCCAAGAUUCUCAUCACAACAUCAGACAGACCUCAUGGGAGAACAGUACGACUGUGUGAACAGCUCUCCACAGUUAUACCAAAUUCACAUGUUUAUUACAGAAGAGGACUGGCUCUGAAAAAAAUUAUUCCUCAGUGCAUCUCCAGAGAUUUCACAGAUCUGAUUGUUAUUAAUGAAGAUCGCAAAACACCAAAUGGACUUAUUUUGAGUCACUUGCCACGUGGUCCAACUGCUCAUUUUAAAAUGAGCAGUGUUCGUCUGCGUAAAGAAAUUAAGAGAAAAGGCAAAGAACCUACAGAACACAUUCCUGAAGUAAUUCUGAAUAAUUUUACAACACGGCUAGGUCAUUCGGUUGGGCGCAUGUUUGCGUCUCUCUUUCCCCAUGACCCUCAGUUUAUCGGAAGGCAAGUUGCUACAUUCCACAAUCAACGGGAUUAUAUUUUCUUCAGAUUUCACAGAUACAUAUUCAAAAGUGAAAAGAAAGUGGGAAUUCAGGAGCUUGGACCACGGUUUACCUUAAAAUUAAGAUCACUUCAGAAAGGAACCUUUGAUUCUAAAUACGGAGAAUAUGAAUGGGUUCACAAGCCCCGGGAAAUGGAUACAAGUAGAAGAAAAUUCCAUUUAUAGAAGUACUGGAAGAAAAGUAUUGGAUUUUGCUUAAGCAGAUCUAUCUUAAACUUGGUAAAAAUUUCUGACAGAAGAUCCUUUAAAUGUCAUUUAUUGAUUUCAUAAACUUUCAUAUGUGGAAGAAUUACAGAGUGUCAUAAACUGCCAGUAUGUUUAUGUAGCAAAUAUGAAUAAAAGU
Messenger RNA from Chrysochloris asiatica (Cape golden mole), 1231 nucleotides. RefSeq names its product ribosome production factor 1 homolog (S. cerevisiae) (gene RPF1). The record is from RefSeq and is a predicted model, not a curated record. Gene Ontology annotation, cellular component: preribosome, large subunit precursor; nucleolus. Lineage: Eukaryota; Metazoa; Chordata; Mammalia; Afrosoricida; Chrysochloridae. Gene Ontology annotation, biological process: maturation of 5.8S rRNA; maturation of LSU-rRNA. The transcript is spliced from 9 exons. Bases 10 to 1053 code for a protein of 347 amino acids. Gene Ontology annotation, molecular function: rRNA primary transcript binding.